AUGCACGAAGCCGAAGCGGGCGUGGCAUACCGCGGCGCGAACGCGACCCGGUACGUCAACUACACGACGGUGACGGGCAUCUUUGCGCAAGACGACCCCGCAACGGACGCGUCCAAUUUCGACUACGCAACCAGCAACCUCGGUCUCCUCAACCGCACCUACCCCUCAGACGCGCUGUCCUCCAACGCCAGCACGACGCAAUGGCAGCGCCUGUACUCGUACAUGAACUACCUGCAAGCGCAGACGCCGAGCAACGUAGCGUACAAGCUGUUCUUCGCGGGGCGGCAUGGCGAGGGCGCGCACAACGUCGCCGAAGCGUUCUACGGCACCGAGGCAUGGGACUGCUACUGGAGCCUGCGCGACGGCAACGAGACGUCGACCUGGGCCGACGCGAAGCUCACGCCCACGGGGAUCGCGCAGGCGCGCGUCGCGCACGACUUCUGGGCGCGCGCGCUGAGGCCCGAGGUUGGUGCGCUGGCGCCUCAGAGCUACUAUGUCAGUCCUUUGGCAAGGUGUCUGCAGACGGCUGAGACGACGUUUGCGGGCCUGCAGCUCCCGGAGGAUAGCCCGUUUAGUCCUACGGUCAAGGAGCUUCUGCGCGAGACUAUUGGCAUUCAUACGUGCGAUCGGCGGAGCAGCAGGACCUGGAUCGCUGAGAACUAUCCCGCGUGGGAGAUCGAGAAGGGGUUUGCGGAGGAGGAUCCGCUGUGGAAGGCGGAUGUGCGGGAGAGCUCGUCUGCGCAAGUCCUCCGCCUCAAAACCCUCCUCGACGACAUCUUCGCCCACGACCCCAACGACGUCGUCUCCCUGACCAGCCACUCGGGCAGCAUCCGCGCGCUGCUGGCUGCCGUCGGCCAUCGCGAGUUUUCGCUCGCGACCGGGGGCGUGAUUCCGGUGCUUGUGCGCGCGGAGACGGUCGAGGGCGCGCCGCCGAAUCGGACGGUGGAGCCGGGGACCGGGCCGCCGACGUGUGGGGCCGGCGUUGUGGUACCUACUGGGGAGGCUUAG
Aplosporella prunicola CBS 121167 is the source of this 1008-nucleotide messenger RNA. RefSeq lists its product as uncharacterized. NCBI's taxonomy places the organism in Eukaryota, Fungi, Ascomycota, Dothideomycetes, Botryosphaeriales, Aplosporellaceae. The transcript is spliced from 3 exons. Gene Ontology annotation, molecular function: phosphatase activity. Gene Ontology annotation, cellular component: cytoplasm. Bases 1 to 1008 code for a protein of 335 amino acids. The record is from RefSeq and is a predicted model, not a curated record.